This is a messenger RNA of Rubroshorea leprosula, 2378 nucleotides long. Lineage: Eukaryota; Viridiplantae; Streptophyta; Magnoliopsida; Malvales; Dipterocarpaceae. The record is from the annotation of a GenBank genome assembly.
AGAAGCAACGCUAAUAAUCCAAAUACAAUAGGCAGAAGAAAGCCUCGGAAUCCAGUGUCUCUGCUUCAAAUAACAUCAAAGUCACAGCUUUUCUGUCGCAGACGCACUCUGUUUUACUCAGUUGAAACGACCCAAAUCUUAAUUCCAUUCUUCAAUGAUCUCCUGGGUUCAGCACUGCCUUAAAAAUACACAGUUUCUUAUCAAAGCCUCAAUAUCUUCUUCCCUUUUCCAUGCGACUGGAUCAAGUUAUCAAGAAGUAGGGCAAUGUGACAUUGAUAUUCUCAUAGCUAAGGUCCAUGUGGGAAGCAGUGAUGAUGAGGUUUUCCAAUGUCUUGUAAAUGACCAGGAGUGUAGUGCUAUACAACUCUCCGAUGAUCUUGUUGGUAAGUUGCUUCACCGGUUCAAGAACGAUUGGAGAUCUGCAUUGGGUAGUUUUAGAUGGGCAGCAUCACAUCCAGGCUAUAAACAUAGACCUGAUGCAUAUGAUACCAUGAUUGACAUACUUGGAAAAAUGAAACAAAUGGAUAAAAUGAGGGAAUUUUUAGAGGAAAUGCGCGAGAAUCAUCUUGUCACACUGAACACAGUAGCCAAGGUUAUGAGAAGGUUUGCUGGUGCAGGGCGGUGGGAAGAUGCAGUUCAGACAUUUGAUGAGUUAGGAAAAUUUGGAUUGGAGAAGAACACAAAAUCUAUGAACUUGUUACUUGACACUCUUUGCAAAGAGAAUAAGGUAGAACAGGCUCGAGAAAUAUUCUUGGAGCUCAAGUCACACAUUCUGCCAGAUGCUCACACAUUUAAUAUUUUCAUUCAUGGUUGGUGUAAAGUCAAUCGUGGUGAUGAGGCACAUUGGACGAUUCAAGAAAUGAAGGGGCAUGGCUGCCGCCCUUGUGUUAUCAGCUACUCAACCAUCAUCCAAUCUUACUGCCAAAAAUAUAACUUUAGUAAAGUCUAUGAACUUCUUGAUGAGAUGGUAGCACAAGGUUGUCAUCCAAAUUCUGUCACUUACACCAUUGUCAUGUGUUGGCUAUCAAAGUCACAGGAAUUUGAGGAAGCCCUCCAGAUUGCUGAGAGAAUGAAAACUGAGCGAUGUAAACCAGAUACACAUUUUUACAAUUGCUUGAUCCAUACAUUGGGGCAAGCUGGCAAAGUUCAAGAUGCAGUUUAUGUUUUUGAGGUGGAGAUGCUAAAGAGUGGUGUUAUCCCCAAUGCAUCUACAUAUAAUUCCAUGAUUAGUAUGUUUUGUUGUCAUGAUCAAGAGCACAAGGCCUUCAAUGUCCUCAAGGAGAUGGAGGAUAUGAAUCUUUGCAAGCCUGAUGUUCAGACUUAUUACCCACUGCUGAAGUUAUGCUUUAGAACCAAUUUCAAAGAGGGCUUGUUGAGCAUGUUACUUAAUGACAUUGUUAACAAACAUCAUCUUAGUUUGGAUCUUUCAACCUACUCGCUAUUGAUUCAUGGGCUCUGUAAACCUAAAGUAAACAAAAUUGAGUGGGCUUACCAGCUGUUUGAAGCAAUGAUUGGACAAGACAUUCUACCUAGAUAUCAGACAUGUCGUUUGCUUCUGGAUGGAGUUAGGGAGAAUAAUAUGCAUGAUGCUGCUGAGAGGAUUGAAGAUUUCAUGAAGAAAUUAUGAACAUAACUUGAGGAAAUUUUUUGCAAUUUUUCAUGGAAGAGUUCUCCAGUUUUCCUUGGACUUAAACUAGAAACAGUUUCCAUCUACAUUUACGUAUUUUAAGGUUUUGAUGAUUUAAGAUCAACCAUGCUUAGUGGUCCUGAGAGUUUCACUUGCACAUACAGUGGGAAGAUGCAGGCUGUCUGCAGUCUUCUUGGCAUUCUGCUAAUAGCUAUUUGCCAAUUCUGUGUGAAAUAAGCCAAUGCUUUUGGUGCCUGGGUAGCCUGAAAUGGAGAUGCAGGCGAAGGCUAUUAGUGGGAGGCUUAGUAGGUAAGAAACAUGGUGCAAUGCCUCAAUCAUUUGAUUUUAAACAUACCUAUAAGCAUAAAUAUGUAUGGGUCUGAUAAGUCCUUACUUCUUUAUAUCUUAAGACUGCCUUAGGCUAAUGCAGAUGGUCUUGAGAAACUUCUGAAUCAUGGUUGGGUAACCCACUCCCCCAUUUAAAGAAUAAAGUGUCCCAAGGUUUUUUUUCAAGGAUCAUCCUUCAUAAAUUCUUAAGUUCUGACUGAUAUUCUGAUAGUUUGUUUGUAAACUUUCUUAUCUGCUUUCUUUGAAUCUGUGGGUAAUUUGAUGAAAAAUGUCCACACAUAUUUUGGAUUCUUGUGUAAAUUUUUAUUUUAUUUUAUUUUAUUGCAUAUGGUCUUUUGUGUCAAAAGGGAAAGGAUCUAUGAUCCAUCUUAGGUUUGCAAAUGAAUAUAUGAACUCAAAUUCU